AUUCUCGACAAAGAAAGUUUGCGUACGAAUCGAGAAAUAAUUGAAUUGGUGCUAUCGUUCACAGCAGAUGGCAGCGGUGACGAACAUUCGGAUUCCAAAGUAUCGUCGAAUAAACUCUCAAAAUCAGAAUCGAUCGAGAUUCUAAUCGACAAAAGUAUGGAUUACUGGAACCAGGCGCAGUCAAGCCUGACCGAUCCAAAUUUGCUGAUAUCUCGUCAAAUUCUGUCGAUUGCCCCUCCAAAAUCAUCGAAGGCCCUUGCGGAUCAACUUCGACAGUUGGAUGCGCUUGAGAUUUAUGGAUCCGGAUCAGAUUUUGAGUGA
Molecule: messenger RNA, 321 nt
Organism: Anisakis simplex (herring worm)
Lineage: Eukaryota; Metazoa; Nematoda; Chromadorea; Rhabditida; Anisakidae
Source: the annotation of a GenBank genome assembly